AGUGAUGUGUAUCCACUGAAGAUCUCUCGAGGAAGUUAGUGUCUCACACUGGCUCCAGCAGCAAACUCUGCUCUCUCUCAGACUGUCGGCUGAUCAUUGAGUUUAAAGAUAGUUUUGCACUGCCUUCGAUGGAUGUUUGUGUUUUUACUUGAUUUGGUUUGUGUUAAACGUAUGUUUAAUUUCUAAAAGAAGUUUAUUGGGCUGCUUGUGGACUGCGCGCAACAAGUCGAAGACCUCACUGGAAAGAGCACUUUCAUAAGCAAUCAAAAGUCUUUUCUGAUCUCUUCUUGGACACUGGCAUUCGGGCUGUGUUCUUCGUCAAGUGCUGUGCUGAAGAAAUUCGCCGUGUAUCGAUUCUGCUCAAUGUUUAUGAAACGUCUCCGAUCGAAGACUUCGGUUGCGCACGUAUUUUAACCUAUCGAUCAGCUGUUUGUUGAUUCGGAGAAUAUGGAUCUUCGUCCAGAUAUCCCACCCGCCUCCCAGGCAGGGUCGCAGGUUCAUCCUGGCGCCGCUGCUGCGGCCGCUGCCGUUGCCGCCUCCAUCCCGGUUUCCAUGGCCGGUAACCUGUUAAGGGGCCCGCCGCUGUUGCUUCGCGCUACGGAGAAGUAUCCACGAACUCCCAAGUGCGCCCGGUGCAGGAACCACGGCGUGGUGUCCGCGCUGAAGGGGCAUAAGCGCUACUGCAGAUGGAAGGACUGCAUGUGUGCCAAAUGCACUCUCAUCGCUGAGAGACAGCGCGUCAUGGCCGCCCAGGUUGCGCUCCGCAGACAGCAGGCGCAGGAGGAGAAUGAGGCAAGAGAACUUCAGCUGCUCUACGGCACAGCAGAGGGUCUGGCCCUGGCCGCUGCCAACGGCAUCAUACCUCCCCGGCAAAACUAUGAGGUCUUUUGCCCGGUUAACAACGAAACAAACCCUG
This is a messenger RNA of Sinocyclocheilus grahami, 916 nucleotides long. RefSeq names its product doublesex- and mab-3-related transcription factor A2-like. The annotation marks the transcript as partial. The record is from RefSeq and is a predicted model, not a curated record. Lineage: Eukaryota; Metazoa; Chordata; Actinopteri; Cypriniformes; Cyprinidae. Gene Ontology annotation, biological process: sex differentiation; regulation of transcription by RNA polymerase II; germ cell development. The transcript has a single exon. Gene Ontology annotation, cellular component: nucleus. Gene Ontology annotation, molecular function: RNA polymerase II cis-regulatory region sequence-specific DNA binding; DNA-binding transcription factor activity, RNA polymerase II-specific.